This is a messenger RNA of Sphenostylis stenocarpa, 1695 nucleotides long. NCBI's taxonomy places the organism in Eukaryota, Viridiplantae, Streptophyta, Magnoliopsida, Fabales, Fabaceae. The record is from the annotation of a GenBank genome assembly.
AUGGCAGAUCUCAAGUUGAAGUCUUUGAAGAUACCCAUUACUCUCACAGCCAUGGGGGGUGUGAGUCUGAGGGAAUCAUGGUGCUUCUGCAAAGGGGUGAGCAAGUCUGAGAGGAUGAAAGCUGCCAUCUUUACGGGGAAGGGUCAAGCCAUGGCCACAAUCACCGCCAUUUCUCCUAAUGGGGUUUCCGGUACCGGAUUUUUGAUCCACCGGAACCUUCUCCUGACCACUCACACUAAUCUUCCCUCGGUGGUCGCUGCCGACAGUGCCGAGAUCCGGCUGCACAAUGGUGUGGCUGCAACUCUUGUUCCUCAGAGGUUCUUCAUUACAAGUUCUGUAUUAGAUCUUACAAUUGUGGGUUUAGAUGAUGCGGAUGGGGACUCAAAUGCACAGGGUCAAUACCCUCACUACUUGAAGACCAGUUGUAAAGCCAAUCUAGAUCUGGGAAGUGUAGUUUACCUUUUAGGCUACACAGAAAAACAGGAGCUCACUGUUGGUGAAGGAAAGGUGGUCAUAGCCACUGACAAUCUCAUGAAAAUGUCAACUGAUGGAAUUCAAUGGAGUCCCGGUUCUGCAGGUUUUGACGCGCAUGGCAAUCUAGCUUUUAUGAUAUGUGAUCCUAUGAAGUUAGCCACGUCACCAAAUACCAAAUCGCCUUCAACUUCGUCAUCAUCAUCAUCCUCUUGGAAGAAAGACCUCCCCAUGCAAUUUGGCAUACCAAUUCCUGUCAUAUGCGAUUGGUUAAACCAGCAUUGGGAAGGAAACCUUGAUGAGCUUAACAAGCCGAAGUUACCAAUCAUGCGAUUGAUGUCUACUGGCCCCAAGAGCGAGCAUUCGUGUGCUUCCUUCACCCUGCGCCAAGUUUUCAAGUCAACAGAAGGCGAUGAUGAUGGUACCGCAUCUUCAUCGAACAAUGCAUCAAAGGCAAGGGAUCAAGGACCAAGCUCUUCUGCUGUUACCAACACAGUUGAAGAAGAAAGCUUGAUCACUAAUACAAAUGCUGCACAUGUACAGGGAAUUCCCACCCCAGAAAUAUACGAAUCUCCUAGAGUAACUGCUGUGCCACUCAGAAGGAAAGAAAACAUUCCAAUGCAGCUUUUGGACAUCAAUUUUCCUCCAAGGUCAGCCAAACCUGCAGUUUUGCCACAAUCAUCCAAACCAAAGUCAUCUGAAAAUCAUGCCAAAGACCCUUUGCCUGAAAACCAAGCAGAAGGAGAACAAAACAAACACACAAGGCCAACAACUCCUAUUCCAGAUGUUUCCUCAACAGGGUCUGUCAACGGUGCAGCUCAAAGCGAGGUUCAGUCUAGCUCUUCUCCCAUCGAUGUACCGGAGAUGCAAAAUGGAUACAGCAGCGAAGGAGAGACCAUGUACUCAGCAGAAACAGCAGAGAGCCGCAACUACACAAGCCCCAGAGAGUUGAAGUUUCAGCAAGUGGGAAGGAGCCAGAGUUGUGUGAGUUACAAUAGGUGGGGUGCUACCCCAAGAAGCCAAGUUGCACGUGGAAUGAUGGUGGAAAAUCAAAGAAGCUUUAUGCAUGUGAAGAGAAUGUACUCACAAGGUGCAGCAACUUCCCAGCGAAGCAAUGACUAUUUCAGCCCCACUGUCUCCUCAAUCAUGAAACGUAACAGCAGCUCAAGCAAGCCACCUCGGCAAACUCCUGUCCAUUCUCCUUCACCCAGAUGGAUGUUUUGA